This is a messenger RNA of Cololabis saira (Pacific saury), 1466 nucleotides long. RefSeq names its product zinc finger protein 501-like. NCBI's taxonomy places the organism in Eukaryota, Metazoa, Chordata, Actinopteri, Beloniformes, Belonidae. Gene Ontology annotation, biological process: regulation of immune system process; negative regulation of transcription by RNA polymerase II; regulation of cytokine production. The transcript has 2 exons. The coding region runs from base 63 to 1466 and encodes 467 amino acids. The record is from RefSeq and is a predicted model, not a curated record.
CGUGUUCCAGCUGGAUCUGCGGGUCUGCAGGUCUGCAGCAGCACAGACAUAUACACGGAUAUAUGUCUGUGUGCAGCAGCAUGUCUGCAGUCUCUCUGCGGGGCUUCAUCGGCCAGCGGCUGGCCGCGGCUGCAGAGGAAAUCUUCUCCGAGUUCGAGAAAACCAUCGUGCGGUAUGAGGAGGAGAUCGAGCGGCAGCGGAGACUGUUGGAGGAGGUUUCCUGGAGACCGGGGGACGGAACCACAGGCAUCCCCCAGCAACACGACUAUAAGGAGGAAGAGGAAGAGGAGGAGGAUGUUCUUCCUGAUGUCCGGAUCUUCGACCAAGAGGAACCAGAACUCCCACUGAUUAAGCAGGAGCAGGAUGAGCCAGAAGCGGUCCACAUUAAAGAGGAAGUGGAGGAAGAGGAAGAGGAGGAGCUAAUGCUGAAGCAGGAGGAUGAUGCCUUCAUGGUGACUGUUACACUUGAUGAAAGUGACCACAGCGAGUCCGAGCCAGUCAGUAGCCAGAGCCUCCCUGCACUCACUGAGAGUCCAGAUCAGGAAGGAAGGAAGCAGACAGACUCUGGAACGGCCCGGAAUGAAGAGCUGAAGCCCAAAAAGCGACGUCGCAAGAAUGCUUCCAAACCUGAGAAAUGUGAAAUCUGUGGAAAAGUGUUCAAGGAUAAAAUCAUAAAGAAGGAUCAUCUGAGAAUCCACACGGGCCUGAAGCCGUAUGCUUGCAAGACCUGCGGGAGGAGGUUCUACGUCAUGUCCCAGAUGAAGUAUCACGAACGGACUCACACCGGCGAGAAGCCGUACUCCUGCAAGGCCUGCGGGAAGAGCUUUGGUCACAGCGGAGAUCUGAACGUCCACAUGAGAACCCACACGGGUGAGAAGCCGUACUCCUGCAGCACCUGCGGGAAGAGCUUUGCCCACCUGUCGGUUCUGAAGCGGCACCUGACGAUCCACACGGGCGAGAAGCCGUAUCCAUGUAGCACGUGCGGGAAAAGAUUCACCGAGCUGACGGCCCUGAAAAGACAUUCCACCAUCCACACGGGUGAGAGGCCAUAUUCCUGCGAAACGUGCGGGAAAAGCUUCAGGCAAAGCGGAACGCUGAUGUGCCACCUGAGGAUCCACGCUGGGGAAAAACCGUAUUCCUGCAAGACGUGCGGGAAGGGGUUCACCUGCUUUUCAGCCAUGAAGAAGCACACGGCGGUCCACACGGGCGACAAGCCGUUUCCCUGUAGCACCUGCGGGAAAAGUUUCACCGACCUGUCGCGCCUGAAGAGGCAUUCCACCAUCCACACAGGAGAGAGGCCGUACUCCUGCAAGAUCUGUGGGAAGAACUUCAGACAAAGCAGCGACGUGUCGUCGCAUAUGAGAACGCACACGGGCGAGAAGCCGUACUCCUGUGAGCUCUGCGGCAAACAAUACAGCCACUCGUCCUACUUAAAAAAACACAUGACGGUACACACGGGGGAGUAG